Messenger RNA from Glycine soja, 2344 nucleotides. Its product is annotated as putative glycerol-3-phosphate transporter 4. Gene Ontology annotation, molecular function: glucose 6-phosphate:phosphate antiporter activity. The coding region runs from base 219 to 1709 and encodes 496 amino acids. The transcript has 3 exons. Lineage: Eukaryota; Viridiplantae; Streptophyta; Magnoliopsida; Fabales; Fabaceae. Gene Ontology annotation, biological process: phosphate ion homeostasis; transmembrane transport. Gene Ontology annotation, cellular component: membrane. The record is from RefSeq and is a predicted model, not a curated record.
GCAACAACAACAGUAACCUAAAGCCAGGUGUAGCCGCCAAACUGAACGGUGGUGACGGCAAAGUCAUUCCACACCGUCCGUCCCAAAUUCCACGUGUCACUCUCUCAAUUCACCAACCCCUCCUCCAUUCUCGCUCCCCCUCUUAUCCCUCCCCCCAAAACCAAAUAAAAAAAGAACAACAACAACACAGCGUGCGAUUAAUUAGAAUUAAUCGAUUAAUGUCUCGGCACUGCGAUUGUUGUUGCGGCGGAAUCCCACCUGGGAUUCUGCUAAUACGAGGAAAGCAAUGGAACCUCCAGACGCACCGCUACAUGGUGCUCCUCACCACCUUCGUCGCCUACGCGUGCUACCACGCGUCAAGAAAACCCACCGGAAUAGUCAAGAGCGUCUUAUGCCCCGAACACAAAGGAACCUCGCAAGGCUGGAGCCCAUUCAACGGUCACGAUGGAACGUCGAAGCUGGGCGAAAUCGACGUGGCGUUCUUAGCGUGUUACUCUAUCGGGAUGUACGUGGCGGGGCACUUAGGAGAUACCCUCGACCUUCGCUUGUUCCUGGCAACCGGAAUGGUCGGUAGCGGGAUAUUCGUAUCACUCUUCGGAAUGGGAUACUUCUGGAACAUACACUCUUUUUUGUUCUACCUUUCAAUGCAAAUGAUUGCUGGCAUGUUUCAGGCCACGGGGUGGCCUUCGGUUGUGGCGGUUAUCGGUAACUGGUUCGGGAAGAGGAAGAGAGGGCUCAUAAUGGGGGUGUGGAACGCGCAUACCUCGGUGGGUAACAUUAGUGGUUCCCUUCUUGCGGCGAGUGUUUUGGAAUAUGGGUGGGGUUGGUCUUUUGUGGUGCCUGGUGCUUUGAUUGUUGGUGGUGGUGUGGUUGUGUAUUUGUUUCUGGCUCCUUAUCCUGAGGAUGUAGGGUUCUCUUGUGUUCAUGGUGGUGGUGAUGAAGAGGCUCAGGUGAAUGAUGAGAAAGGUGGUGGUGUUCCUACUAGAGAAGGGUCCGUGAAUAGAAAAAGCGUUGGGCUUGUUGAGGCGUGCAUGAUUCCUGGUGUUAUACCUUUUGCGCUGUGCCUUUUCUUCGCCAAGCUUGUUGCCUACACGUUCUUGUAUUGGUUACCCUUUUACUUGACUCAGACAGAAAUUGGUGGGAAGUAUAUCUCGGUUAAGUCUGCUGGAAACCUUUCAACCUUGUUCGAUGUAGGGGGCAUUGUUGGGGGUAUUCUUGCUGGCUACGUAUCUGAUAAACUCAAUGCCCGUGCUAUAACUGCAGCCAGCUUCAUGUAUGCAGCAAUUCCUUCUAUGCUUUUAUACCGGCAUUAUGGAAGUGUUUCUAUGAAUGCCAACAUUGGACUUAUGAUGGUGACUGGAUUAUUUGUAAAUGGACCUUAUGCACUUAUCACCACGGCUGUCUCUGCUGACUUGGGUACACAUAGUUCUCUCAAAGGAGAUUCUCGUGCUCUAGCUACAGUGACUGCCAUUAUAGAUGGUACUGGAUCUGUUGGUGCAGCUCUUGGCCCUCUUCUCACUGGGUUCAUUUCAACAAGGGGAUGGAAUGAAGUUUUCAUGAUGCUAGUUCUUGGUGCUUUUAUUGCGGGGCUUCUUUUGUCGCGUUUGAUCAUAGCAGAAAUUGCAGAGAGAAGUGGCAAACCUUUAUCAAGUGGACAGCAAAAUCCUGAAGCCACUGCAUCUCAACCGCUUCUGGAGGAGGAUAGGUGACAGUGAUCAGUUCCUUGUGAAUCGUCAAAUAUAAUGCUCAAUACGUGGGUUGUAAUAUGAGAAAGUUGUAAGAUUUUGUUAAUAACUAACUCUAGCAUUCAGCACCCACUUCAUUGUUCAUUUUAUUGAUGAGUAAAUCAACAAUUAGACUUAAAAUCCAUUCAUUCAGCUCUCCAAUCAUCAAUUUGUUGUCUAGACUCUGGAAGGUUCCAAAGGGGAUCAGAACUCACAACUGGGGAUGGAACUCGAUUCCUUUUCAUCGUGAAUUGAUUUUCUGAAGGGACAAUUGUGGAGAUUUACUGCUUGCUCUGAAUCAUCUUGACACUAGAUAUUCCAAAGUGACAUUUGUUCCAUUACUUCUUGUGUCACACUCAUAUUGAAGGAGCCUCCGUUUUCAAUUUUGUCUGCAGCAGAUUAGAAUUUAUUGCCAAAUUUCUAUCUUGAUCACAACCCAAAGCCAAAACCCCCUCCACCCAUCUCAAAUUUUGUUAUCAUAAGAUGUUUAGUUAAUUCAACUUGUACAUGAAAAUAAAUAAAUGAAUAUAUCUCGGUAUAUACUAUGAUACGUGUGUUAGUUUUGUUUCUGAACUCUGCUUUAUGUAUGAGUGGCGAGUAGACCCUCAUUUUUUCUCGCC